CGCGCGAACGUAAAUGCGAGAGACGCGCUCGGACAGACGGCGCUGCAGCUCGCGAUCGAGGAGGGGCACGCGGGCAUCGCCGACCUUUUGAUCGAGGCGGGCGCGGACGUGGACGCGCAGACCACGACGACGGUCCUGAUGCUCGCGAUCAAGCGCAGGCGCUUAGAGAUCGUCGACAAAUUAAUCAAGGCGGGCGCGGACGUGGAUGCGGACGACUGUCAUGGAGAGACGGCCCUCACGCUCGCGGUCAAAGACGGGCUCUUAGGAAUCGUCGACAAAUUGAUCGAGGCGGGCGCGGACAACUUGUCCCUCUUCGACUGCGACGAUCUCCUGCACCGCGCCAUUGAUGAUGGUUGCGAACGCCAGGUCCUCGUGCUCUUGAGAGCCGGUGCGGACGUCGAAAUAGAAGAAUCCGGUGAAGGCACGCCACUUUCGUACGCAGCCAGACUGGGGGAAACGAGCAUGGUCAGCCUUCUGCUCGAAUACGGCGCGGACGUGGAUCACGAUGGGGGGUGGUGUGGGACGGCGCUGCAGAUUGUGAUGGAACAGGGGGAUUCAGAAAUCUUCGAACUUUUGGUUGGCGCGGGCGCGGACACGGGUUGUUUGGAGGAUCCAGACGAAGACGGUUUGCGUCCGCUGUAUCACGCGGCCCAGAGCGGAAAUGAACGUAUGGUCCUGGCACUGUUGCGCGCCGGUGCGGUGGUGAAUGUACGC
Messenger RNA from Aureococcus anophagefferens, 714 nucleotides. RefSeq lists its product as hypothetical. The annotation marks the transcript as partial. NCBI's taxonomy places the organism in Eukaryota, Pelagophyceae, Pelagomonadales, Pelagomonadaceae. Gene Ontology annotation, molecular function: protein binding. The record is from RefSeq and is a predicted model, not a curated record. The transcript has 2 exons.